Messenger RNA from Arctia plantaginis, 228 nucleotides. NCBI's taxonomy places the organism in Eukaryota, Metazoa, Arthropoda, Insecta, Lepidoptera, Erebidae. The record is from the annotation of a GenBank genome assembly.
AUGGCAUUUCAGUUAAGCUGGUGGGGUGUAAAAGCUGAGAGUGAUGAUGCUGACUCCAGGUGUUCUAGCACAAGUACGCCGCCUCCGGAUGCAGAAGAAUCUCGCCCCCAAGUGGUAGCAGCACGAGGGGACAGCAUCAUAGCAGUCGCGAAUCCAGCUCUUCAUCCUCCACACUUGCCUUCACACACCACACAUACACAACUACCAGCUAGAAAUCAUUCCAACUGA